Messenger RNA from Gilbertella persicaria, 1384 nucleotides. RefSeq names its product WD40-repeat-containing domain protein. Gene Ontology annotation, molecular function: protein-macromolecule adaptor activity; protein binding. NCBI's taxonomy places the organism in Eukaryota, Fungi, Mucoromycota, Mucoromycetes, Mucorales, Choanephoraceae. Gene Ontology annotation, cellular component: nucleus. The transcript has 4 exons. The record is from RefSeq and is a predicted model, not a curated record. Gene Ontology annotation, biological process: proteasome-mediated ubiquitin-dependent protein catabolic process. The coding region runs from base 258 to 1328 and encodes 356 amino acids.
UUUUAUUUUUUUUUAUUGCUUAAUUAUAUACGCACAAUGCAAUCAUCUCCACCAAAAAGAAAGCGAAAUGGUUCCACCAAGCAAGAUCGCACUUCUUAUCAACAUAGCGUCUAUCAAGCAAUUCGACAGCGUUCACUUGGACAUCCUCGUAUUUUCGGUAGAACAGUCAAAGGUACGAUCGUGAUUGAACUUUUUAUGCUUAAGUUUGUAUAGUAUCUGCAAGACCUUUAUUACCGUUGUUUACAAGUCCUUCCAACAUGGUGUAUCAAUUUGUGUAUUCUGAUGGAGGUGGUUUUUGUACGCCUCUGUAUUGUGAUUUCGCACAUCGAGCUGAAGAUGGCCGUCUGUUGGCUGUGGCUGAUGAAGAAGGUCGAGUUUCUUUAUUACGCACAGACAAAGACAACGAUGUGAAUAAUUAUGAUUAUCAUCAGUUCUUUAGCUGUCAUAAACAUGCUAUUUCAGAUAUUAAAUGGAGUAAAGAUGAUACUGCACUUGCUACUGCUUCUCAUGAUCGUACAGUUCGUCUUUGGGAUCCAGUAACAAGAUCAUUAGUAGUUGAAUUUUCAGGUCAUGAAGAUAUCAUUAAAUCAGUUAAUUGGCACCCUACUAAUCCAAACCUUAUUGUAACCAGCUCAAAAGAUGGUUCUUACCGUAUUUGGGAUGCAAGAGAACAACAAAAACAAAAACCAACGGACAUGUCUACUUUUCAAGUGUAUACUCCUACCAUAUCUGUUACUGAAGCACACCGAGGACAAGAUCAACAAUCGAGAAAGAAGAAGAAUGGACCAAAGCCACUGGUGAUACGAUCCGUGACGUGCGCUUUAUUUAUGCAUACAGACGAAACCAAGGUUAUUUCCAGUGGUAGUUCAGAUGGAUCCAUCAAGCUGUGGGAUUUACGUGCCAAAAAAUCACCCAAUGUAUUAGCAUCGACUACAUUUACAGCUGAUAGUGGCAAAUUAAACGGCGUUACAGACAUGAAGAUUGAUCAUUCAGGCACCAGGCUAUUUAGUGCUUGUAUGGAUAAUCAGAUCUACAUGCAUUAUUUAUCUGAUCUUUCAAAACCUGCUAUUCAUUUCACUCACCAAGAUUACAAAGUGGGCACAUUUGACGUCAAGAUUUGUUUAUCGCCUGAUGACAGAUUUCUGGCGUCUGGCUCUUUUGAAAAGAACUGCUUUGUAUGGGACAUUGAAGAACCUGAGCGAGAUGCAUAUCUAUUUGAAGGCCAUUCACAAAAGAUUACUGGUGUGUCUUGGAAUAAAUACUCUUCAGAUCAGUUUGCUACUUGCUCAGAAGAUUUCACUACGCGUAUUUGGUCUCUCCAAUUUUAAACUGCAAAUAAUAUGAUACCCCCCCUCUUUUCUUAAUACUUGUUACAGUUUGGCUU